GCUAUUAAGGUCCAAGAUAAGGUGAUGAUCCCACAGGAUGACUAUCCUACUAUUAACUUUAUCGGACUACUUAUUGGACCUCGUGGAAACACCUUGAAGAGAAUAGAAAAAGAAAGCAACUCUAAGAUAAUGAUACGAGGAAAAGGCUCAACAAAGGAAGGAAAAGCACAAUUAUAUCCGAAUUCUGGUGAAGAUGAAGCUUUACAUGCACUGAUUACUGGCUCAACCGCUGACGGUGUUAAGAUUGCCGUUAACAAGAUACAUGAAAUAAUUCAGUGCGGUAUCGAUUCUCCGGAAGGACAAAAUGAUCUAAAACGUAUGCAACUUCGUGAACUAGCUCAAUUAAAUGGCACACUGAGAGAAGAAGAU
Trichoplax adhaerens is the source of this 369-nucleotide messenger RNA. RefSeq lists its product as uncharacterized. Gene Ontology annotation, cellular component: nucleus. Gene Ontology annotation, biological process: regulation of mRNA splicing, via spliceosome. The transcript is spliced from 5 exons. NCBI's taxonomy places the organism in Eukaryota, Metazoa, Placozoa, Uniplacotomia, Trichoplacea, Trichoplacidae. Gene Ontology annotation, molecular function: mRNA binding. The annotation marks the transcript as partial. The record is from RefSeq and is a predicted model, not a curated record.